Messenger RNA from Anisakis simplex (herring worm), 772 nucleotides. The record is from the annotation of a GenBank genome assembly. Lineage: Eukaryota; Metazoa; Nematoda; Chromadorea; Rhabditida; Anisakidae.
AAAAUUGGACAAGGAACGUUCGGGCUACAUACCAAAAAAAGAGUUAAAUGGUGACAUAAGACGAUUGUUUUGUGUUAUUUCAGCGAAGUAUUUAAAGCAAAGUGUCGCAAAAAUGUUUCCAAUAACUGCCCUACGAGAGGUGAAGAUGUUGCAGAAAUUGAAGCAUAAACACAUAACCGAGCUCAUCGAAAUCUGCAGCAGUCGAGCUUCAUCACACAAUCGUGAACGUAGCACCUUCUAUUUGGUAUUUUCGUUUUGUGAGCACGAUCUGGCCGGGCUCUUAUCAAACACACGUGUUCGUCUAUCAUUAGUACAUAUCAAAACGUUGAUGAAACAUCUCCUCGAGGGUUUAUAUCAAAUACAUUACGCAAAAAUCCUGCACCGUGAUAUGAAAGCCGCAAACGUGUUAAUAACCAGAGAUGGAAUUCUGAAAUUAGCUGAUUUCGGUUUGGCAAGGCCGUUAUUCACAAGACUUCCAGGUCAACCAGAGCAUUGUUAUACGAAUCGUGUUGUAACGUUGUGGUACCGACCUCCGGAAUUGUUGUUAGGUGAACGCCAUUACGGUCCACAAAUCGAUAUGUGGGGCGCAGGCUGUAUUAUGGCGGAACUUUGGACUCGGACACCAAUUUUACAAGUGAGUUUCUUUUUUGAUUGGAUCGGAGGACUCAUGCGAAGUUUUGUAUGGAAGCAUGAGGGCAAGUAUAGUUAUGUUUUGGGGAGUAUAUGUGUGAACGUAUGGAUGGAUUACAGGGUGAAAGUGAGCAAAAGCAGU